AUGAAAAACACAAAAGCACAGCUAUGUGUGGAGCGGAAAGAGGAAGUACAGGAGCUCAGAUUAUUGCGUCCCGAUAGCUGUUGGUCCUGGCUGGUGUGUGCCGCCUCAGGAAUAACAACUGUUCUUAAUGGGGGUAUCUUUGGCAGCUUUGGUUUGUUAUUAUCUCCAUUGAUGGAAGAUUUUGGAGUGACCCGUUUUGAUGCAGGUAAUAACCUUGAUACAGUAGUGCCGCUAGGCAACUACUGUUACUGUUACUGUUUCCCUGCCUAGUUCCUAGCGUCUCAAGUGUUUGGAAACCUGAAAAAGCGACCGCGAUCGAUCAAGGAGUAUCUCGCAAUGGACCAUGGGAACGUCUAGCUUUGACGCAAAGGACGCUGGGAAGGGUAGGCGAGAAGUUCGCCUUUCCCAUGAUACAUAGCGCGGAACCAAAAUCGCUGCAGUCCCUCUCGAAUCCGCUAGAACGUGCCUGGGUACGAGGCAAUCUGUUUCCUCUUUGGUUUGUGUUCCUGACUAAGGCCCAGUUCUUACUUCGUGUUUCUGUUGGUCGAACUCAGUUGUAAUUGGGUCUAAGAGAAGCUUAAUAGUGAACGUGAUAUUAAGGCAGUUGUAAAUAAAACAAAAUAAAUACAUUUCCAAAUUUUAUGAAUCAAUUUAAUUCAACACGGCAUUAGCACGACGUUUGAAUCACUGCCACGCCAGAGUCGUGUAACACGGCAGAGCCGGUCGAACUUAAUCAGCCCAUCAAAUGGAGCCUCCAUCUCCAUUAAUUUCUUGAGUCAACCCUUUCCCGAGUAGAUUUAUAAAUAGAACGGCUAGUUUCCCGCGAAAAGUGUCAUAUUUCCGUGAGUCUCGUGUGUCACCGUGAAAAAAUAAAAUUGGAUGAAGUCGAACUCAGAAGCCCGUCCUUCGACCGUUUUCCUUUUUUCCUUUUCGUCCAUUUUUACAAUUUUACAGCCACUGGGAUCUGGGUAUCGUGAAAUAAAAGUUAAUGAAUUACCCGACUGAGCAUGAAGCGAUGGGACAAAGGCAGUGAACUGAGGAUCACGGAAAGGUUAUCUUUGCGAGUGUUUAUAUUGCUGUCAUACAUCCCACAUUUAAGCAUGCACCUUGAAAAGAGUCGACGAUUAAGCGUUCUGUGGACGAUUUGGAACUUUUCGAUGAUCAGCGCCGAAAAAGUGCCAGGAUCAUUUGAUUUUUGUCAUCACCGUGGAGUGGAUUUCGCCAGUUAAGAACCGCGUGCAAAAGCGAUGACCUAAGUAGCAACUAACGAGGAAUGCUUCAGGUCCGAAAUUUGAGAAAUUGCAGUCUUCCUUUACAAACUGACUUGUAUCACCAUGAGAGUUGCCUGAUAAAACUGGCACUUGAAAAGUUGAACAGAAGACAACAGUUGCUCGACCGUGAAGCUAACUCAAAAGUAAUUUGCUGACGGAGGAAUUUGUGACAUCGCACUCCAGUCCAAAGACCCACUCAUCUCAAGAAAAACAAAAUGGAUUGUAUCUGCGCCAAAAGAAUUAUGACUGACUAACAGGACAAUUCUCAGCAGUUAAUGUAGAAGUUUAGGCUCAAUUCCUUCCUUCGAAUUCGCAUCUGUAGAUCACUUUUUGCGAGAAGACAAUGGCUGGACCCGGCGUUACAAAACAUAGCAGGGAAUCAUCACACUAGCUGACGGACAAAACAACCACAAGGACUACAAGUAUUUAUUCAGAUAAACGCAUUUCGGAAAAAAAAACCUUGGAAAACUAGAAAUUUGAUUAAUACUGAGACAUUUAGCCGAAAUAAGAACCUCAACGCUCAAAAAAAUUGGCUAAAGAAAACGAAUCCUGUCAGAACUACAGACUGCACUGCAGGUAGUAGUUAAUCAUUCUGCAUGUAACAGACCAGCUUCAUGGCCUCUUAAUGUGAGACAAGCAACCAAAAUUAAGAUUAAAAUAGUCAGAGUUUAAAAUUCUCCACAGUAUAAUCUACCCGCUAGAAAGAAAAAAUAAAGAAAAUCUCUGAGGGAUGAAAACGCUAAAGUCACGUUUCACUAGCUUAUGAUUGUGUUUGGCCUGUCAACAACGAAUUUCCUGCUGUUUGAUGAAGUACAAUAGCAGUGUCAUUUCGUCGUUGUGAUUGGCUCUUCCUACCGUCGGCGCGCGAAGUCUCCCCUGGGAACCGUUCUAAUUAUAAAUCUACUCGGGAAAGGGUUGACUCCAAGGGCUUGUAUGGGAGAUGGAGGCUCCAUUUGAUGGGCUCCUGCUUUGCCAAUCCAAAUUCAAGCCUUUAUUCUGACAUCGUGCUUCUGCCGUGCUUUUGUCGAACUUAAUCCAAGGGCUAAGGUCGGAGCGACUAAAUCGCGACGUAUGAACUGAGCGUAAGGCACCCACCGGCUAGAUUGUGCAACUGUUUUUCGACUUUUUAUUAAGUUUUGCUUAAGCUCUCCAAAAUAAGAAGGCGCACGGCUAGGGUUGAGAAUGUCCAUGCAAGUUUUAGAGAGGUUCACUGUGUAUGUCUUUCUUGUGCCUGUAUUUCAGCAUGGAUUGGUUCUUUACAUCUGGCAUUUGGUUAUCUCCUCAGUCCUCUUGGUUCGUAUCUCAGUGAUCGCUACAGUUACAGAUUCACUUCCGCGCUGGGCAAUCUGGCAGGAAUGUCCGGUUUUCUCUUAGCAUCCUUAUCUUCUAAGCUUUGGUUAAUGUACCUCACGUAUGGAUUCAUGUCUGGCUGCGGACAUAUAACUUCAUAUAAUUCGUGCAGUUUAGUAGUUCUCCAGUAUUUCAUCAAAUGGCGCUCGUUGGCUGUUGGGAUUGUUCAAUCGUCACCAGCAAUUGGUGUCCUUGCAGUAACACAACUCACACAGGCUUGGUUAGAUGAAUUUGGAUGGCGAUGGGCUGUUAGAGGCCUUGCUGGCCUGUAUUUCAUAUGUGCCUUGUGUUCAGCUGUCUUUGUACCGCUGGACCAUCCGUCAGAGGAAAAUAACUGGGACAAGGACAUGAUUAUGAAGCCACCGGUGGAACAGACAAGGAGAUUAUCUCUACUUGGAAAUCGGCCGUUCUUAAUCUUACUAGCUUCCGUGGCUGUCAAUCAUCUGGCUAACUACGUUCCAAUCAUGCACAUAGUAAGUACUCGAUACAUACACCCAUGACAUUACAUCCACACAUCCAUUCAUUCGGGAUUGAGUCAAGCAAAAUUUCUGGCUUCCAAGAAGACUAAUUCUCUAUGUGACAUAAUUUUGUAUACAAAAUUGUCAUGUGAUGGACUGUAAUUUAAGACUGCAAGAAUUGAAAAACGGAUUACUAGCCUGAGAAAAAUGCACCCAAAAUUAAGUGAUACCACCGACGGCUUUCCCUCGAAUUACGUCUAGAAAUUCCACACUGAUGACGGGUCAAUUCCCAGAUCUGGGUAAGGCCUCUGAUCUAGACUGCGAACAAUCUCUCGUUUUCUUGAAAUCUAGUGAGGGGAGUGCACUUGCACGCGAGCGUUGAGCGGCGAAGCCGCGAGAGGCCAUUUACGUGUCUCGCGCGCUUUUCGCUCAACGGACUAAGAAAAAAGAGAAACUGCUCGUAGUCAGGAGCCCAUAAUCUGGAGCGAUCAACUCUCGUAAUAGGCUUAUGUCACAUUUUAGGGCACUUUUACCCGCGAAAAUAGAUAUGAACAAGGAAAACUAAACGUUAUUAAAAGGCAAAAAAAGAAAAUUUUUUAGCCCUGUAGGUUUCUGUUAGUUUUGCUGACUGGUUUUUUAAAAGAUAUCAAGAGCCAAAAAAUUUGCACCAAAACUGUUCUUAAAAAUAAACUGGUCCGUGAAAACGCUGUGACAAAAGCACAUGGAAGUUGCGCGCUCCGGGUUAUAGGCUCCUGUCGUGGUCCAUUCUGAUCUGUGGGUUGAAGCAAGUUUUCAACCAAUCAGAAGCACUUCUCAGUUUCUCGAGAUAAGGUGGGUUAUAUAAAGGUUUAAAUGUUUAAAAUUCAAGGGCGAUUUAUGUAAGAUGCCAGGAAUACUUUUCUUUUAGCAUGCUUAAAACAUCUUCUCACAGUUAAAAAGUCAGUGUGUUUUUGUUAACUGCUGACAAUUACUUUCUAUUCAUGUGUCUCCUCACUGUCUUCUCGACUCAAACUGACUACAUAAUUGAAUUAUCCGACGGACUAUCCAACCCUUAACUUGACUGACUGGUUAAAUGACUGACCUUACCUAGUGCGGAGGGUACGGAGUGAAAGAGUGACUCAGCGACGUAGUCACUCACACAAAUUGACUCGCCGACUACCUAACUGAAGGCUCGUUAAAAAGCAGAUAAACUAAAAAACUCGCCGAGUGGCUGCAAGGCUGAUGACUGGCCAGUUGAUGGACUAGACUGACUGCCCAUAUCUCUUUUUGUCAAACAGAUGAACUGGUAACUGUCAGACUAAAAGGCUCCGUUCUUUAUCUCUUUCUAAACAAGAGUAUGAUUGAAUUGUUAUAAUAAAAGGUUUCUUCUAACUUGUCCUCUGCCCCUUAAUUUUUCAGGUCAAACACUGUGAGCAAGAACUUCAUAUUUCAGGAAACAAAGCUGCAACGCUGUUUACCUACUUGGCUCUAGCAUCGAUUCUCAGCCGCUUCUUAUUUUGCAAAUUAGGAGACUUAAAUUGCCUCAAGAGAAUUCGUCUUUAUCAAUGUGGAAUGACCAUCAGUGGCCUUUGCAUCAUGUGUCUUCCGCUUGCGAGAUCAUUUGGUUCUUUGGCGGCAAUAAUGUUAGUCUUUGGACUUAUGGAAGGCGCCAUGUUAGGGCAAUUGACUUUGCUCGUUUUGGAAUGCGUGGGAAGACACAAGAUCAAUCAGGCUUGGGGCGUGAUGCAGUGUUUUAUUGGCAUGUCUGUUUCUAUAGGACCGCCCCUUGCUGGUGAGUUUGGACUUAUCAUUUGUUCCAGAGUCUCUCCGAAAGGCCCUGUCUAGACGUUACGGUGACGCAGUGUCUCAAGGGCACUAUUCACGCCGUAUACAUAGAGUAAUAAAAAUUGCGCGUUCUCUUAAAAGGCGACCUUGACACACCUCUGCUUGUAUUGAUACAUUCUAUCACAUUCAGCUAUUUAACCGAGAAACCAUUUGCAUAUUCUAACGUUACACUGACGUUAUAUGUGGAAAGUUCAUUGAUCAAUCACGAGCAAACGCAGUGUAUGGUUUUAGCCCUGCAUACUUUGAUUUUCUGAAAUUCUAUUUCCUCUUUUCAAGGUUUUAUGGCCGACAGACUUGGUUCUUAUAAUCCUACAUUUUACACCACGGGCGCAGUGAUGAUAGCGGGGACAUUGAUUACAUCACUUAUGGCAUUUGUGAAACAACAACCAGAAAGGACUGAAGUGUUGCUGUCCAUCGGAGAAGAACUCUUGGUUACAGAAAAAGUGUCAGUUGUCUAGAAUCGUUUCAUACUACGUUUUUUAAUUCGAGG
Messenger RNA from Porites lobata, 5393 nucleotides. The record is from the annotation of a GenBank genome assembly. Lineage: Eukaryota; Metazoa; Cnidaria; Anthozoa; Scleractinia; Poritidae.